AUGGAGGAGGUUGAGCCACAAGAGGAGCAAGAGGAGGAGGAAGAACUCCCUAUAUGUGGAGCUAUUCUCAAGAACAUGCACUUGGCCAAGCUUUUCUCUUAUCACAUGGAAUCCUACAAGGAGCUCACUUGCGAGUUCUUAGCUUCAAUGAGGUACCACAUGUACGAUGAGGAAGAUAGAGCUGAUUUGGACCAAGGAUUGGGAUGGAUCACGUUCUUGGCUAAGGGAGAGAAGAGAAUGGUGACCUUUAGGCAGUUGGAGAUCUUGUUUGGGUUCAACUAUGGAGAAGGUACCAAGUGGAACUUCAAGGAAAAGGAACUCCAAAGGGUUUGGGCUACAAUCGCUGAUGGAGUGUACUCUUCCUCAAGGUCCAAGGCAGCUCAGAUCAGGAGCCCAGUCUUGAGGUAUGUGCACAAGGCACUUGCCAACACCUUCUUUGCAAGGAAGGCGACCGGGACAUAA
Microthlaspi erraticum is the source of this 462-nucleotide messenger RNA. Lineage: Eukaryota; Viridiplantae; Streptophyta; Magnoliopsida; Brassicales; Brassicaceae. The record is from the annotation of a GenBank genome assembly.